Messenger RNA from Brassica napus (rape), 1442 nucleotides. RefSeq names its product putative expansin-A17. Gene Ontology annotation, cellular component: extracellular region. Bases 1 to 960 code for a protein of 319 amino acids. Lineage: Eukaryota; Viridiplantae; Streptophyta; Magnoliopsida; Brassicales; Brassicaceae. The transcript has 3 exons. Gene Ontology annotation, biological process: plant-type cell wall organization. The record is from RefSeq and is a predicted model, not a curated record.
AUGCUGAAGAAUUAUGAAAUCAGGAAGAAGCUCAAUGGUUCCACUAUAAAUGCUCGCAUUGUUGAUCUAUGUAUGUAUAUUCAUCAAAACACUUGUUCCAUCAAUUACACUUCCUCUUCGCUCACAAGACUUAACAAGAAGCUUAAAGGAAAAAUGACGAACAUCUUUUGUUUUUCGAUCCUUGCCAACUUCCUGCUCGCAAUGCUAUGCACGAAUAUGAUCAUCUCUGUGUCUGCAGGCUGGAUGCAAGCUCACGCAACCUUCUAUGGCGGAAGUGAUGCUUCUGGUACAAUGGUAUCCGCUAUAACUUUUUUUAUAAUCCGGUCAGGUGGAGCAUGUGGAUAUGGCGAUCUCUACACCGAUGGUUACAAAACAAACACGGCGGCGUUAAGCACUGCACUGUUCAACGACGGCAAAUCAUGCGGAGGUUGUUACCAAAUGGUGUGCGAUGCGACCAAAGUGCCACAAUGGUGUCUUAAAGGGAAAUGGAUAACAAUCACAGCUACUAACUUCUGUCCUCCCAAUUACGCUUUACCAAACGAUGAUGGAGGUUGGUGCAAUCCUCCAAGGCCUCACUUCGAUAUGGCUCAGCCUGCUUUUGAGACCAUCGCCAUUUACAGAGCCGGAAUUGUCCCUGUUCUCUAUAGAAAGGUUGGAUGUAGAAGAAGCGGAGGUAUGAGAUUCACCAUGAACGGUAGAGAUUACUUCGAGCUUGUUCUCAUCUCAAACGUCGGAGGUGCAGGUGAUCUGUCCCAAGUGUGGAUCAAAGGCUCCAAGAGUAACAAGUGGGAAACAAUGUCAAGAAACUGGGGAGCUAAUUGGCAAAGCCUUACUUACCUUAACGGACAAAGUCUCUCUUUCAAAAUCCAAGCCAGUAACGGUAAGAUAAAGACAGCAAUCGACGUUGUUCCUUCAUACUGGCAGUUUGGUCAGAGCUUCAAGACCAACAUUAACUUCUGAUAACUAUGGACUACUGUAAAUGAAAACUUGAUUACUUCGAUGAAAUGUUUUACAUAUUUUGAAUACAAAUAAUGACAUGAAACCGAAUAUCCGGAGAAAGUGUUAAAGCUCUUCUCAUAAUAUCAAACUAUGUCAAACAGUUAUCAAGUCUCUCUUUCAUUCCUCAUCACACGGUUACGCCCUCUCUUGCGGAAUCGUUCCAACAUGAUCUGAUCAGUUGCAGCUUGUCUGCUUUUCCCUGAAUUAGCAGCAUCAUUAUUAGUUAUUACUACUAGGCGACGGUGGUUUAGGUCCUUGGCCAUCAGCUUGAGGUCCUCUAUCUUUGUAUAGCUCGGGAUGUUCUGCGUGUUUGAAAAGUUUAAUGACGACGACCAAAGAUAUUCAAAUGAUUCAAUCCUAAGAACACUUUAUUAUAAGUCAGCUGCAUUAUUCAUGUAAGCAUAUUUCAUCUUCCUACAUAUUAGCUCAGAUUACGGUUUAAG